AUGGCUAGACUAGUUCGUUCUGACACGUACACCAGUACACCUUUACAGUUACUGCAAAUGGACACAAAAACGAAACGGCAAACUGUUGUUAUCAUUGGUGGAGGUGUGGGCGGUUGUUGUACUGCACUUGAAUUGGCCCGAACUGGGAAAUUUAACAUUCACUUGCUGGAAAAGAAUCAAGAAUUGAUGAGGGAAACUAGUGAUGCCACCCCUGGCCGUCUUGGCUUAGGAUUCCAUUAUGCUGACAAGAAUACAGCUCUAUAUUAUCUGCAUGUCACUUUAGACUUCCUCAGAAGUUAUGGACGAUUUCGACAAGAGAUCGGCCGUCAACAAUCUCACCCACUUCGUCGAGGCAGGUAUUUCAUUAUGAAAGACUCGACAGUGCCUUGCAGAGAUAUUCUUGAAACAUUUGAAGCUAUCAAAGAAGAAUACUCAAAGAUGGUAAAGGAAGACCCGAGUUACGAAGUUGUUGGCCCACCGGCAAACAUUUUUCGGAUUCUAGAGCCUCAUGAAUUUGAAGCAGACGUGGAAAUUGGAAAGGUACACAUGGGUAUCGAGACAGCAGAGGAGUUUCUGGACUGGCCAAGGAUGAGAGAGUAUAUUGUGCAACAACUAGAGCAACACAAAGAUACCGUUAGAGUUCGCAGAUACACAAAAGCUCUCAGCAUAACAACCAGUGAUUAUGGAGGGUAUGUGGUAGAUUCAGUGAACGUAUUUCAAGGCAAUAUGGUCAGAGUUUCCACUGAUAUCAUCGUGAAUGCGUCAUGGUAUAACAUUUCUAAAUUCAACAAGAUGCUUGGAGUCACUAAUGCGAGGUAAAUAACUCUGCUUCUCUAAUCGCCUAGCUAGAUAAUAGUAGAGCGUCCUUGCGCGCGAAGCUCCAUAGACAAUGGUAACCUCUCGAUGACAAAAAAUUUGGCUAUGACCUCGGCGUACGCCCGUCCGCCUUUACACCCUCUGGGGGGAGGGGUAGAAAACUCAGUAGGGUAGGGAAGGGAGUCGCAACAUGUACAUUUCGUUUCGUUUUUGGCGCAAAAUUAACCAUUUUAGGGGCAACCAAUUUAUCCAAUUCAACGAGUAAAAAUCUAGAUCAAAGUUCCUUGCCUUCGACUUACGACAAAAUAAUCGGAAAUAUAUUUUUAAAGCUUUGCGUCUUGCUUGGUCACGCUUUUUUGGUCACACCCCAGGAACAACUCAAACAAUAGGACAAUUGCACAAUGACGAUAUUUGACUACAACUACCAGAAUUCAGUUCGGGUUUGCUUUGUUAUUAAAAUUUCUCAAUCCCGCUGGGGAUUAAAGAACAAUAGCCUUAAUUUGCAGAAAAAAAAAACAAACUCAAGGACUCUGGUAGUUGUAGUAAAAUGACGUCAUCGUGCAAUUGUCCUAUUAACAAUUGGUAAAAACCAGCACUUGGGCACCAUCGUGGGUAACCGAGCUGUAGUUAUUUGCAUUCGUUGAGUCCUGUGGAAUCAGAGUCAGCUUCCUGUGUUACUUCUGCUUGCCUGCAACUGAUAUCGGGUCAAAAAGAAUUAUUGUAUAAUCAAUAAAUGACAAUUUUGUGCUGCAAAACUGGCCAAAAGUGCAAAUUUUAAUAGCAGUGCUUUUUUGGCAAAGUAGGUGAAAAUUGUGCUCGUUAUGACAAAUUAUGCCAAAGCCUAAACUGGACGCAGCCAAAGAGAUUCGUAAAUGACAACCAGCCUUUAUAAAACAUUUAUUUCAUGGGCUAUUAACUAUGGGUAAAAAUUCUUUCUAAGACUAUUACUAUGAUCGAACUUGGUUUAUAAUUUUCUCUUUUUGUUUUAAAACCAGUAAAGUAUAAAUUUUUGGAUUUCUUUGCAUAGGUUGAAGCUUAUUCGUUUUAAUUUUUUGGUUUUAAGUAAUUAAAAGUAUAUAAAUGCACUCUUUGAUUUUUAACCUUGGCUAAAUCUAUAUAUUAAUAAUUUUAGUGUUUGCUUUAUGUCUUGAGGAAUCUUGUACUUGACUGUCUUAUUUUGGGCGACUGUAAAGUUUGCACUGGAGAGUAGUGGGUUGGAUUAGUGGGUGACAGCUUACGUCGGUCUGGUGAUUUUUGUCCAGAGCUUUGGACGCUGUUUAGCCUGCAAUAAAGGCGCUCUAUGAACCAAGCGAUGUGAAUUAACGCGUUAUUUCGCGCUCCAGUUGUUUGCGCAUUAUCCUUUCAUCACUCCGAGAUCCCUGAUAGCUCGCGUGCUACAAUGCUGCAAUUCGUCGUUCGUUUGUGUCUUUUUGUUUCCUCACCCCUGGGUAAGUUUUGAAGAACCCUACCCACCUAACAGUGUAAUGGGCCUUUUCUGAUUUGUGCCAAGCCUCUGUUUCAAUGCGAGCUAAGUACAAAGCUUUUAAUGUAAAAUAGUAGUAAUAACAAUAAUAAUAACAAUAAGAAUAAUAAUACUCUAGCAACUGGUUGUUGCCUGGAGCCAAUGAAAACCAGAUUUACACCUUUUUCUGAGAGUAUUGGCAAUAAUAAUAACAAUAAUAAUAUAGCCAUGCUGGGAUCUGCGCGAAUCCUCAGAAAGGUGCUCAGUGUAUGAACAGAAUGAUUGACUUGAGUGACUGACGCUCUAGGUGCAUGGUUUGCGCCCGGCUGGUGCACAAAAAGAACACCACCAAAUAAGGACUGUAAUAAAAGAGAUAAUAAUAAUAAUUAAAUGAUUAUACUCAAGUAAAUGUAACGUAUAGUCUAACCUCUACUUCCUGACCUCCACCCCUUACCUCGUCCCCAGGGCGCUUUUCCAAAGCCAGGGAAAGGCGCCCUGGGGACGAGGUUGCUCCACCCCUCCCCUCUCCCCACCCUCAGUUUUGCCCGCUAAGACUCUCGUUAAAAACCAACUACUAAAAGAGUUUGAUCGCUUAAUAAAGAUUAGCAUUGCUCUCUUUAUAAUAUUGUCAUUUUUAGGAGACGAUUCAAUCGAAUCAAGGCAUUAGUUAAAGUGCGUCUAUCUGAAGAGCUUGCCAACCUGCCAUCGAUGUUCUUCUGCAUGGGUCCGUUCGGUAUGUUUUGCAACAAAGGUGAUGGAACUGGAAUGAUGACGUACGCUCGAGAGACGAACAUUGCAAUGACAAGUUCAUCUGGCGAACUGGAACCAGCAUUCCUCCGAAUGUAUUUCAAUCUCUCGGACAGAGAUAAACAUAUCAGAGCCCAGCGCAUCGUGGCAGGUGUUUCAAAGUUUAUCCCAGCGUUGAGGAACUCCAAGGUGCUGAAAGUGAAUAUCGGAAUUGUCCAAACUUUUAUCAAUGAAGACGCAAGUGAAUACGGCUUCCAAAUUGGUAACCUUGGCUUUCUUCACGAUCCUACAAAGGGAGGGAUUCACAAAAGAAAUUAUAGUGGUGUGGAAGAGCCGAUGCCUGGGUAUAUAAUCAACGCAUGCAUGAAGCUUAUCUAUUGUUUUGUCAACGCAAAACUUGUCAAAGACAUUAUAACAAGAAAAACUGGUUAA
Porites evermanni is the source of this 3457-nucleotide messenger RNA. NCBI's taxonomy places the organism in Eukaryota, Metazoa, Cnidaria, Anthozoa, Scleractinia, Poritidae. The record is from the annotation of a GenBank genome assembly.